Striga asiatica is the source of this 708-nucleotide messenger RNA. The record is from the annotation of a GenBank genome assembly. Lineage: Eukaryota; Viridiplantae; Streptophyta; Magnoliopsida; Lamiales; Orobanchaceae.
AUGGUAAUGGAAAGAAAUAGUGUACUUUGUUGUUCUCAAGAGAAAUCCAAUUCCUAUGGAAAUAAGCUUAAGCUAUUUGGGGUAGAGCUCGAGCCCGAUCACGAUAAAAUGUCGCCAGCGGAUAGGGACGAAAGCGUCAAUUCGUCAGCAUCUUCGACCGUGACAGAAAAAUCGGGAUCAGAUCCUCGUCAACAACUACUCGACGACAAGAAAUUCGAGUGCCAAUAUUGUUUUAAGGUGUUUGCUAAUUCACAAGCUUUAGGGGGACACCAAAAUGCACACAAGAAGGAAAGAUUGAGGAAAAAGAGGCUUCAACUUCAAGCAAGAAAGGCUAGCAUGAUCAAUUGCUACAUUCAACCCUUUUACAACACUAGUCAACUACAUAACUAUAAUAAUAAUAAUACCUCUUUCAAUUGCUAUGGAUCGAAUAACCCUACAUGGUUUUACGAUCCAUAUUGCAAUAAUAAUCCUCGUGAAUCCUCAGAAGCUCAAAUUAGUUUCGGUUCAGAUCGAUUGUACGCUGGUGUGAUUGACCACGUGUCGUUUGGAGAAGACACGAGCACGUUUAGUUUGACACAUGCCAAUAGGUCGAUUAACGACAAAACGAGGGAGCCUAAUAAACCCUACAUGUCUAGUUCAAAGAAAAGUUGUGCUAGGAAAAAUAAUUUGGAUCUUAAGUUAGGGUUGAGUUUACAUUCUACUAUUUAA